AUGGUCGUAGCCAUCGACAUGGAACCGGCCGGUUUUUCUCAAAAAAGAAAUCGUUGGAUUACUUUUGACCUCAAGGAAAAACGGAAGAUGUUUCCGAGGUGAAGUCGACGCCGGCGGAAGUACCACGAGCGGAUGCCGGCGCCGUCAUGGUUUGCGGCCUUUGCGUGAGUUUUUUUUGAGUAAUAACCAUAAGAUUCAUACAGUGAACCUCAAAAAAACAUCCGUUCUAUAGUCUGUGUGCCUCGACUUGAAAUUUCACCGGACGACAUUCCGCUGUUCCGCUGCGUGGUCGCGCUUUUAAUUUUUUUUUCUAUUAUUAAGGUACUCUAUUUUCAUGUGCUCCCACAAAAAUAACAAUCAAUUGAAAGCGUGUUCUAUAUUCAAAAGACGCUUCGCGAACGCACGCAGCGGAACAGCGGAAUAUCGUUCCGUGAAAUUUCAAGUUGUGGCACACAGACUAUACACAGGCUAUAGUACUCCGAAUCCGGCAUUGGCCCUGUCCUUUCGCAUUUCAAAAGAUAACAAAAAGUUGACCAGCCAACGUUCAGGGUUACGGAGUUUUGGUGCAAGAAGUGGACAUGUUAAUGGUGAUGCUGGCCCUCAUCGGCGGAUUUUUCUUUUUCCCUCUUUGUUACCUCAUUUUCUGCGUUCGUCGAUAUUACCGCUGCAAUGUUUGCGGAGCGAUUUACUGA
Messenger RNA from Caenorhabditis auriculariae, 692 nucleotides. The record is from the annotation of a GenBank genome assembly. NCBI's taxonomy places the organism in Eukaryota, Metazoa, Nematoda, Chromadorea, Rhabditida, Rhabditidae.